Messenger RNA from Papaver somniferum (opium poppy), 2842 nucleotides. RefSeq lists its product as uncharacterized. The transcript has 3 exons. The record is from RefSeq and is a predicted model, not a curated record. NCBI's taxonomy places the organism in Eukaryota, Viridiplantae, Streptophyta, Magnoliopsida, Ranunculales, Papaveraceae. Bases 109 to 714 code for a protein of 201 amino acids.
UUUUUUUUUUACUAUCCUUGCUACCUCCCUGAAUAAACAAAAGGCAGAUUCUCCUUUCCCUGUUUCUUCCACUUCUUCUUCUAAUCCGAUCAGAAAAAAGAAAAAAAAAUGCAUAGAUCAGCAAGUUUGUCUAGAACAUCAGAGGAAUUUUUCAUUCACGCAGCAUCAUCAUCAUCAAAGAAUUCACUAGACACUAGUGAAUUACCUGUUUAUGAUCCUAAUUCUGAUGUUGGGAAGAAAGAAAAAUUGAGAAUUAAAUUUGCAGAGAAUGCUGUUCAUAUUAUUCCUGUAGUUCUUGUGCUUUGUGCUGUUAUCCUUUGGUGUUUCUCCAGUACAGAAGUGGAAAUGGUGAGUAAAGAUAGGUCAAUUGUUUCCAAGAUAGAUGGAUUGACAAUCGACGGGGACAUUGACGUUCACGAUAAAGGUACUUUGGAGUCAUUUGGAGCAAAAGAAGGAGGAACCGUGCAUUUGGAGCGAGAAGUGCAAAAGCGCCAAUUCAUUGCAAGCAUAUCGGGAGCACAGUGGAGGAUAAGGGGCAAGCAAUUGCUCAUGAUUAACCUUAGGAGCUGCCAUCUGGUGGCCUGCAUAAGGUUGUUGGAUGCCUAUAUCAAUUUUACCCAUUACCAAAUGCUAAAAGUCAGAGAAGAUUAUUCCUCCCUAUCAUUAGCUCUUCUUUCUUUCCCAUCUAGAAAUUCAGAGAAAAGAAACCAUUGACGACAUCAUUAUUCCGAGACAAUGAGAGAUCGAAAUUGAGAGCAAAUUGGGGAAAAAUUAGAAGAUGGAUUCUUGAGCUCAAACUGUUGCAAUUGGUGGUGAAGAUGAAGCAGAUGUUGUUCGAAUCUGGAAGGGGUUUUAACAGAAAUAGAAGUUAGGGUUUUGAGUACAAGGUGAUUGAGAACUGAGAUGCAGAUUCAAAUCAAGAAGAGAGAUUGAGAAGAUGGGUCUGUGGUGGAUGAAUCAGAGGAGGUUUGAACAACAAAUUUGAUGAAUUAUGGGUUUGAUUGAGACCAGAUUUAAAAGGAGGUACUGCUGCUGAGACUUUGAAUUGAGAUGAACCAGAAAGGGAACGACAUUCCCGCCUAGCUCCCGAUCUCCCUUGGAUCUGUUGCUAUCAGAGAAUUAGAAAAUGGAAUUCAGAAACUGAUGAGUGAAGAAUGUAAAUGACAUUGUGAUGUGGCUGCUGCUGUAGGAUGUGUAGCUGCAAUAAGGUGUUGUUGGAGCAAGAUGGCAGAGCAAUGGAACUGCAGGAAGUAUUGAUGUUGGUAUUAAGGUUGUUGUGAUGCGGCUGCCAGGAUCAAAGAUGAUGAACUGUGAAGAACUGAUGGAGGUGUUGGUGGCCUGUGGUGUUCAAGGGUUACAACUGCAGUCAAAGCUGUAGCAAUGUGAAGAGAAAUGAAUGCAAUGCCAGAGGCAGUGUGAUGGCUAGAUGCAGCUGAGGUUAACUGAAGCUGAUGAAUGUUGCAGGCCUGUGUUGGUUGCGGUUGAGCUCUUGAGGGUGAUGCCGCAAUUUACAUGAAUUGGUGGCAGAUGUUAGUCUAGGGGAACAGGUUAGUGGACUGACUGAGAUGGUCAGAAUGAGGCAGAGACUGGGUUUAAGUUGAGGUGGUUGUGAUGCUGUUGAGUUUCUGAUGCAAGCUGGUAAUGAAGAACAAGCUUCAGAGAAUGGGUUUUGAGCAAAAUUACAGAAUGUGUUGCUGAAGUGACAGGAGAGCUUGGAUGCAGUUGCAGUUUUGACUGCGGAGAUGUUGCAGUUGAGACAUUGCAGGUCAUGGGUUCUGCCAGAGAUUACAUGGGUUUUAUCGAAGUUAAUGGAGGCUCAAAUUAGAUGCAGUUUAUGUACAGGCAAAGUGGAUGGAUGCAUUGGGCUGUGACAAUGGAUGGUGCGGAUUGAAUGGAGCUGUGGAUUUGGUGCGAACAAGGAAAGAAGGUUGCAGUGGUGUUUAGAUGAAUGUUAGGUUUCACAGGUCAAGAAGCUGGGUUAGAUGGCCUGAGCCGUGAAAUAUAACCUGUGAUGAGGCUGGAACUGCAGAUGCUAGAAGUGAUUACAAGUUAGAUGGUGGUUCAGUUGGCAGAUGGCAUUACAGGCCAGGUGGUUCAGGCUGUAUGCAGUGAAUUGACAAGACAGGGAGGCAAUUGAGUUUGGCUGCAGAUUUGAAUCAAGAAGAAAAUACAGUGGGGGUUAGAAUACAUCUCAGAUGUUUACAAGGAGAUGGGUUUAUGUUUGGCAGAUGGAUAAGCUCAAAGCUGGCUUAAGGAGAAGGCAGCAGAAGUUGGUAGAAUGGUUUGUGAACUGAUGCUAUGACUUGGUGUUGCAGCAAGGAGAUAUAGCAUACAGAAGAGAAUUGCAACUGCAAAUAGGAUAACAUGGGUUAGAUGCAAGGCAGUGGUGAAUGUAACAGUUGGACAUGCUUGGUAAUGAAUUCUGAGCUGAAAUUGCAGGUUGUGGAUCUGGUGCUGGCUGUUAUGCAGUUGCAAUAGUUGAGGAAAGUAGAUGAUUGAAGAAUGAACUGUCAGUUCUGGAAACUGAGUGAAAAUUAGGCUGUCAGUCCGAAUGUUCUAAGAGCUAAUGGGCUUGUGGGCUGUGUUGAGGCGGAAGCAUGAAGUGAGUUAUGGGUUGGACAUUUAGCCUUGACCGAGAUUGGAAGUAGGCUAUUCACACACACAUCAGGAGAAGAUAUAUAUAAGCAUAUUCACACAACAAAAGGGGAAGAUCUCCAUAUCUUUUUAUCUUCUUCUCCGCCUUUUGCCUAGGGUUUAUGGAAACUCCUCUCUUUAUUCUUGUUAUGAACUCCAUGAAUAUGAGCUAGAUUUUAUUAUUAGUUAUGGAUUAAAUUGAUUUCAC